AUGAAGGAAGAAUCAAGGCUCGAAAAGCUCCGUGCGAGGCACAAGAAUCUUCGAAUGAGAAGUAUUCAAACAUUGGAGGCAGCCAAACACUCCUUAGACUAUGCGAGCAACGAUGAUCACACUCUAGGGAGCGUAUCCUCUGAUGGCGGCGCAGCAUCUGCCAUGCAGUCGCCCCUUGGUAUGAGACUGCCUCAACACGAAUACAUAUCACUCGUGGAAGAGAAUAAGCGCCUCAAAGAACAACUCAAUGCCUUUCAAGCCCGACAGGAAUUGUCUCGGAAGCAAUAUCAACAACAGGCCGAAACCAUUCGUAAGCUUCGUGAAGAUUUUCAAUCCUUGACCAACAACGAGAUUGAACGAGUCAAAAAAAAGCUACAAGAAAUAUCAGAAGACAAGGAUGACCUCCAAAAGUCUGUACACGAAGAUUGGCAACAGCGGGAAGAAGAACAACAAAAGGAAUUGGAACGACUUCGACAACAACUUUCCAAAGUACAAAACGAACUGCAGAUUGCCAAGGGCAAAUUAAAACGAGAAGAGUACCACGAUUGGUUAGACGAAUGGAGUCGGACGACGGGAAAAGAAGCUCAACAGAUUUCCAGAUUGCUCAGUGGGUUAGAAAUUCGGGAUCCAAUAUCCCAACAACGACUGCACGAUUUGCGAAGUUGGCUCGAUCGAUGGACACAGAUUGCCGAGAACUUGGAAAAUAACAAGAAUAUUAAAGAAAUACGGCAACGGCAGCGACAGGAAGAUGAGAAUCUGGUCGGGGACGUUCGAGCACACAGGAGAAUGAGCAGUAUGGAAUUCAAUGGGUUGAAGACGGAAACGGAACAAGUUAUUAUCAAAUUGCAAGACUUACGAGAGCAACUCGAUGGUACUGAUGAUGAAGUCACUAUGAAUGAUAUGGAGCAGCAGAUUGAAGAACAAUUGGAACGAUGGGAUGAGUUGGAGCGUCGAAUGGAUGAAUUUAGUCACCCAGGAUUCAUGCUUGAGGCGAACAAUGAUGCCGAUAAAGAAGUAGAUGACGAACCAACACGGAACGGCGACACGAAAAAAGGUAAAGUGAGGAAGUUUACACGACAAGACUCCACCAAUUCAGUACGCGAAGCCAACUUGGCCAAGACGAAUGAAUUGGCGAAGUCGGUCGAUAAAGUGAAAUCCCUUUUACAGGAAAUCCAAACCAAGCUAUCUCGUCGACACCCGGUAAUGCGACAGCCGUCGAUGAUAUCAGCAUCACCAUCUUCGUCUUCAUCUUCGUCAUCAUCUUCCUCUUCGUCUUCAGCAUCAUCGUCUUCAAGUGGCAGCAGCGACGAAGAGUCGCGGCAAGAAAAGAGCGAUUGGUUUGCCGCACAUUUUCAAGGACAGCUUGGGGGAGAAGACGAACAUCCAUUGCUGCUGGAUCAGAACGUCGAAGAAAACAACAGUGGUUCGGAAGAUUAUUAUCCAAAGACUGGAAUUAAGGUUCGGACGGUUUUUGAAUUCGACAAAAACGAUUUGAGCAAUAUUAAGAAGAGUACCACUUCCAGCGGUUCGGUAUCAGACAAUUCGGUUUUAUCAAGCGAUUCCUUUCUUCCUUUCCAACCGGCCACCUUGAGUUCGGCCUUGUACAUUGAAGAUGUGAUCAACAGUAACAAGGGAUUCUUCUCGUAUUCGUCGUUGCAAGCAUCGUUCAGUUCCUUCCGUGACACUUUCGUUGGCAAAGAAGAAGAGGAAGUCGACUUUGCGAGCGAAGGAGAAGAUACAGACUAUGAAGUGGCCUCGACGGAGAAUCCUAUGCAAGCCAGGUACAGUGAUUAUCAUUCCUCUGAUAAGCAGGCCAAAGACGAAGUUCCAUCCAAGGACAAAACACCUCGACUUGCCAACAGGUCUCGCAAGCAUUCGAAAGGUGAAGAACUCAAGUUGGUUGAGGAAAUGCCGCCGGCAUCGGCAAGUACCCAAAAGGGGACAGGGACCAGCAGCUCAAGUAGCAGUUCCAGCAGCUCGAGUGAUAGCAGUUCCAGCAGCGAUGCAAAGCCAAAAAGAGCAACCGAAAAGGCUGAUCCAAAGGCGGUGGAAUACGAAAAUUACUUGAAUCACAUAUCAGAGAGCAGAUUCUAUGGAGAUCCCAACUAUGAUACGCUAAGUGAUGGCGGGAGCGAUUUGAAUGAUGCCGGUGUCGCUAAGCCAUUGCCAUUGAAGAGUGCAGCGCUGUUGCUGCGAGCGUCACUUAACGAAGCUCCAAUGAAUCUUGAUGAUGACUUUGAAGUUGCAUCCAGCAUCAGCUCGAGUAGUUCCAGCAUCAGCAAUAGCAGCAGUUCAAGUAGCAAUAGCUCAAGUGAUAGCAGAUCAAUCAGCAGCAAGUCCAAUGUCGAGAAAAACGAUGCAAACAGCGCAGUGGACGCUGCUAAAGUUGCUGAAUACGAGGCUUUUCUAGCACGCAAGCAAAAUGCGAGAUUUUAUGGCGACAGGUGGAGUGGUGCUGCCAAUAAGGAAUCUAGGAAUCCGGUGGACCCCCAGCAAGUUGUGAAGAGCAACGAUGAAAAUAGGGACAGCAGUUCGAGCAGCAGCAGCAGUUCGAUCAGCAGCAGUUCGAGUAGCAGCAGUUCGAGUAGCAGCAGUUCGAGUAGAAGCAUCAGCCAAGCAGGGAAUGAUCCGAAGAAUGACGAUGCAGCAAAGGCGGCGGAAUACGAGUCUUACUUGAAACACAUGUCGAAGAGCCAAUUCUAUGGAGAUCACAACUAUGAUACAGCAAGCCAGGAUGAUGAAAGCGACUUCGAUAUUGCGGAUUCCUUUGAGCCAUUGAAAAGUGGACUUCAGAAGCCUCUUGUACUUCCAUCAGUAUCAAAUUGGGUUGAUUUCUCAAGCAGUGAGGACUUUAGCUUUGGUGGAAGUAUAGAUAACAUGGGCGGAGAUGCAAGCACGGUUUCUGAUGGAGCUCCUCCGAGUCCCGGAUUUCUGAAGAAGCCUUUCAAUCCUUGGUUCGAUCCGGCGAGAAAUUCAUCGAGCAGCAGUUCAAGUAGCAGUUCGAGCAGCAGCUCUAGUGGCACUUCCAGCAGCUCGAGCAGUAGUAGUGAUGACUCUGAAAAUGAUUCCAAACCAACGAAUAGCAAUGGGGACCAGCUGGUUGUUGAAUAUGAAGCCUAUUUGAAUCGGAUGUCGACUAAGCAUUUCUACGCCGAUAGCAGUGAUGAUGAGACCGACCUGGCACCAAUGGGAUUGAAUGCUCUAGGAUCAGUCGAGCUUGCAGCUGUCACCAAGACAGCGGAUGUUGGCACAAACGCAGAUUCCGUUGAAGCAGCCGAGCGCCAAGCCCACCUGAUGCAAGCUUCGAUAAACAAAGUUGAAGCAAAAGUUGAAGACGACUAUGAAGUCGCAUCCAGCAGCAGCUCUAGUGGCACUUCCAGCAGCUCGAGCAGUAGUAGUGAUGACUCUGAAAAUGACUCCAAACCAACGAAUAGCAAUGGGGACCAGCUGGUUGUUGAAUAUGAAGCCUAUUUGAAUCGGAUGUCGACCAAGCAUUUCUACGGCGAUAGCAGUGAUGAUGAUGCGGACCUGGCACCAACGGGAUUGAAUGCUCUAGGAUCAGUCGAGCUUGCAGCUGUCACCAAGACAGCGGAUGUUGGCACAAACGCAGAUUCCGUUGAAGCAGCCGAGCGCCAAUCCCACCUGAUGCAAGCUUUGAUAUAUGAAGUCGAAGCUAAUAUUGAAGACGACUAUGAAGUCGCAUCCAGCAGCAGCUCGAGCAGCAGCUCUAGUAGCAGCUCCAGCAAUUCAAGUAGCAAAAGCAAUAGCACUGAACAAGACACCCAGCCAGCAAACAGUAAUGUGGGCAAAACUGCGGAAUAUGAAGCCUAUUUGAAUGAGAUGUCAGCGAAGAAUUUCUACGGCGAUAGCAGUGACGAUGAUGCAGAGCUGGAAGCGGAUAUGAUGGACCCCGUCAAAGCACCUGAAAGUGUUGCUCUGUUGUUACGAGCGUCUGUAACGAAAAUCGACGAUGACUAUGAAGUCGCAUCCAGCACUACUACAAGCAACAGCUCCAGUAGCUCGAGCACUUCGAGCAGCUCGAGCAGUAGUAGUGAUGACUCUGAAAAUGACUCCAAACCAACGAAUAGCAAUGGGGACCAGCUGGCUGUUGAAUAUGAAGCCUAUUUGAAUCGGAUGUCGACCAAGCAUUUCUACAGCGAUAGCAGUGAUGAUGAUGCGGACCUGGCACCAACGGGAUUGAAUGCUCUAGGAUCAGUCGAGCUUGCAGCUGUCACCAAGACAGCGGAUGUUGGCACAAACACAGAUUCCGUUGAAGCAGCCGAGCGCCAAGCCCACCUGAUGCAAGCUUCGAUAUAUGAAGUUGAAGCUAAUAUUGAAGACGACUAUGAAGUCGCAUCCAGCAGCAGCUCGAGCAGCAGCUCUAGUAGCAGCUCCAGCAAUUCAAGUAGCAAUAGCAAUGGCACUGAACAAGACACCCAGCCAGCAAACAGUAAUGUGGGCAAAACUGCGGAAUAUGAAGCCUAUUUGAAUGAGAUGUCAGCGAAGAAUUUCUACGGCGAUAGCAGUGACGAUGAUGCAGAGCUGGAAGCGGAUAUGAUGGACCCCGUCAAAGCACCUGAAAGUGUUGCUCUGUUGUUACGAGCGUCUGUAACGAAAAUCGACGAUGACUAUGAAGUCGCAUCCAACGACAGUUCCAGUAGCAGCUCCAGCACUUCAAGUUCAAGUUCAAGCAGUAGCUCAAGCAGCAGCAGUUCCAACAGCAAUUUGGACGCUUCUGAAAGUGCUGACUACGAGACUUAUCUUAAUGAUAUGUCGGCAAAUCUCAAUGAUACGCCAGCAAUUCUUAAUGAUACGUCAGCAAAGGACUUCCACAGUGAUGGAAGUGAAAGUCUUCGCAGUCUCCAUCACAAUCAUGAUGGCCCCGAGAUCGAAAUCCAAACAAAGGCGCAGCAGGUCAGCAUGUGGCUGAGCACGGAUGACUUCCAGGCUAGUUUUGAACAAAUAUUGAAAAUUGGAGAAAGUGCAAAAGUACAUGAUAGCGAUUCAUCAUCCUCAGAUGAAUACAAUGCCUACCGGAACGAAGCUCUCAACGAAUUGGAAGAAUAUGCAAAAGAUGUGGAACAACGAAAAUCUUUGACUGAUGCAAAGUCUCAAAAGACAACAGAUUCCACAGAAGCAAGCGAAUUGACGGACGAACCAAUGCAUCCAAGCGUUGAAAAGCAGAUUAAGAGUCUCUGGUACAGGACUGUUGAUAGCUCUGAUUCCUCGUCUUCCAGUGAAAGCGCAUCAUCAAGUGACUUUGGAAAAUCGACCAGUUUCCGUGAUUCCACAGAGUUGUUACAUACUGAGGAAAAUCCUAAUCUGCCUGAGAAUGAACAAGAUAGCUCUGUUUAUGAAGAAGCAAGCGAGAGAUCAGAAAGCGGCCAUGAAGUCGCAAGCCAAACUUCACUAGAGGAGGCAUCAGACCAGAACACAAGCUCAAUGCACAUCAUACUUUCAAACCAACACACGGACCGAUCUGUCGAUUUGUAUGUUCCAAUAUCAUCAAACUUGACUGUCUUUGAUUCUAUAUACGACAGCGAAAAGACGCUGGCAGCGGGAGUGAGGAAAUGGAAAAAGAGCCUUGCCAAACUUGUGAAGGCUGGCUCUCAUGAAAUCAGUUGUAGAAUUUUCGAAAGCAAUGGAAUUCAAUCCUUAUCUGUUGAAGAGAUGAAGCAAACUUCCACACAAGACCUGGUAAAUCUGAUGUCAAAGCCAAUUGAAACCAUCAUGCUAGCGCUUCAAUGCAAGGAGAAAAAGAUAGCCACGCGUUCGUUGUCCGCGAAGGAGUUUAGAGUUCGAGUGAUAAAUGAAUUGAGUGGAGUAUACAGAGAUCUGCGAGUCUCCGCGAGCAAGGACUUAAACAUAUUCGAUACAGUCUAUCAGAAUGAUGUUGUCAUAUCUGGAAAUGUUCGAUUGUGGCCACAAGACACAGCCGCAAUGGUCACAAGUGGGACCCACGAAAUUCAAUGCCUUUUGGAACACGAGGACAAGAAGCAUUCCCGUGUGUUUUCAAUAAGUGAACUGAAGGCUGUUAGCACGGCAGAAUUAGCUGGCAUUGUUGCUGAAAUUGAUGAUCCGCUGCGUCUAACGUUGCGCUGCAGAGAAGUUGUAACUUAA
Cylindrotheca closterium is the source of this 6120-nucleotide messenger RNA. The record is from the annotation of a GenBank genome assembly. NCBI's taxonomy places the organism in Eukaryota, Bacillariophyta, Bacillariophyceae, Bacillariales, Bacillariaceae.